Messenger RNA from Lodderomyces margitis, 837 nucleotides. Its product is annotated as U2 snRNP complex subunit. Gene Ontology annotation, molecular function: RNA binding. Gene Ontology annotation, biological process: mRNA splicing, via spliceosome. The transcript has a single exon. Bases 1 to 837 code for a protein of 278 amino acids. Lineage: Eukaryota; Fungi; Ascomycota; Pichiomycetes; Serinales; Debaryomycetaceae. The record is from RefSeq and is a predicted model, not a curated record. Gene Ontology annotation, cellular component: precatalytic spliceosome; U2 snRNP; catalytic step 2 spliceosome.
AUGAACAAGAUCAGGCAAAUAAACCAAAUAAACCAAAAAGAACUAGCAUCAAGUACAACUUCAUACAAAUCUUCGUGGCAUUAUGAAUAUCGAGAUACAAACUACAUCUAUAUCAGCAAUAUCCCCAACUUCAUUAAACCUCAUGAUCUAGUAGUUAUAUUCAGUCAAUAUGGUAUACCAACUCAUUUAAAUUUAGUAAAAAGUCGUGAAGUUGGCCAACAACAAGAGCAGCAGCAGCAGCAGCAGCAUCGUGGGUUUGCGUUUUUAAAAUAUGCCAAUUUUAAAAGUUGUAUACUAGCUAUUGAUAAUUUCAAUGGCAUUAAAGUUGGUGAUCGAAUGUUACAUGUUGAUCAUAGUUAUUAUAAGCUACGAAGUGGUCAAAAAGAGGAUGAUUAUUUGAUCAACUACGACGAAGUGAGGAAACAGUUGGAAAGGGGUGAUGAAGAGAGUAAAGAAGUAAAGUUAAUCAAGAGUGAUCAUGAUGAUGGAGUAUCUGAACGAAAAGCUAUUGAAUACAAUUCCAAUUCAGAAGAAAGAGAAGAGCGCACAGAAGAAGAUGCAAAGGAAGAUGAGUUUGCAGACCCGAUGCAAGCUUUUGGGGAGAAGAUGUCAGUUGAUGAAAAAGCUGUUGCUGAUGAAGAUGACGAGUUCAUUGAUCCUAUGGAACAAUUCAUAACUGAAACCAAAGAGUCAAAAGAAAAGACACACAAGUCAUCACGUAGUGGUAGGCAUAGGUCACAUCAUCGGUCACAUCGAUCAAGAGACAAGGCGUCGUCAUCCCAUAGAAAAGAUCGAGACCGUAGUCCUACACGUGAAUCAAAGAAACAACAAGACUGA